AUGGCUUUCCUCUUCAAAAGAAACCCUAAAACUCCACCUGACUUGGUCCGUGUCCUCAACGAGCUGUUGUACAAGCUCGAUCUACCCAACGACUCCAGAAAGUAUCAGGAUGAAUGUCUGCGAUACUUGAAACAGGUGAAAAUCGUACUUUAUGGAGACGAUGAAAAUGAUCCUCAACCUGACCAGAUCUCGCUGUUGUCGCAGGAGCUCUAUGCUCUGGAUUGCUUGUACCAUCUUCUUCAUAACUUGCGCAAGCUUGACUUUGAUCUGCGCAAGGAUGUGGUGCUCUUGUUUCUGACGCUUUUACGGCGCAAAAUCGGCAAUGAUCUGCCCACCGUGGACUACUUGGUGCAUCAGAAGCCCGAGAUUUUGGUACUCCUAAUGAAGAGUCCUGAACAUCAAGAAACGGCGCUUGUUUGCGGCCAAAUUUUACGAGAUUGUGCCAAAUUCGAGGUGAUCAAUAGAUUCAUCUUAUACCAUCCACUUUUCUGGAAUUUCUUCAAGUAUGCCCAGAUCCAUAUCUUUGAGAUUGCCACCGAUGUGUUUGUCACAUUGCAACAGCUUUUGUCCCAGCACAAGAAGCUUGUUUCCGAAUUUUCAGGCAAGCACUGUGAGCAGAUCACUACUAGCAUCAAUCAGCUUAUCAAAGCCGACAAUUACGUGACUAAACGUCAGAGCGUGCGUUUGUUGUCUGAAUUGGCAAUGCAAAAGCUGAAUCACUUGUUUCUCAUGUAUUAUUUUGAUGAUACAACGAGUCUUAAGUUGGUGAUGCUUUUGCUUAGUGAUAAGCUGAAGAACGUCCAAAUGGAGGCGUUCCAUCUCUUCAAGUUUUUCGUGGCGAAGCCCAAGAAGUCUCAGAAAGUGUUGGAUAUCUUGAUUAAAAACAAGGAAAACUUUGUGCAAUUCUUUAACAGCUUCGACGUGAGUGGUACGGGUACCAACAUUGUCGAUGAACGAGACUACAUCAUGGGCGAGAUCCAAAAGUUGCCGGAUAUCGAGCGUAUCCAUUAG
Molecule: messenger RNA, 1011 nt
Organism: Sungouiella intermedia
Lineage: Eukaryota; Fungi; Ascomycota; Pichiomycetes; Serinales; Metschnikowiaceae
Source: the annotation of a GenBank genome assembly